Camelina sativa (false flax) is the source of this 1171-nucleotide messenger RNA. The record is from RefSeq and is a predicted model, not a curated record. Lineage: Eukaryota; Viridiplantae; Streptophyta; Magnoliopsida; Brassicales; Brassicaceae.
CCAAUCCAAUGUAUCUCUAAGGCUAUAAAGUAACGUUAAAAUAUAUUCACGAACUAACCAACGAAGAGAGAUGGCGGCUGGUUCUUCGAGUUAUGGGAUUGAACAACUUCGAGAAGGAUGUUACUAUGAGUGGAUGGGUUUACAAGCUAAACACAUCGUUGAUCUCAAAGAAGCACUCAUAAAUCAUCACCGAGCAAGCGACGAUGAUCACAAACUCGGAGAGCUCGUUGGUCAAAUCCUCAAUGACUUCAAAAAGUACGCCGAGAAACGAUCGGAGCUCUCUCACCGAAGCUGCUCAAGCUACCUUUCACCGUCGUGGAACUCUUCUCUAGAGAAUGGUUUGCUAUGGAUGGGAGGAUGUCGCCCUUCGUCCUUCAUCAGAGUUAUUUACGCUCUAUGUGGAUCACAGGCCGAGACGCAGCUUUCCCAAUAUCUUCUCAAGAUCGAUGAAAGCGUCGAAGUAAACCAUAGUGGUUUCAUGAGUGAUUUUACCGCGACACAGCUUGCAAAAAUCAAUGAGUUGCAUAUGAAGGUCAUAGAGAAAGAAGACAAGAUAACAAAGAAAUCGGAGAAUUUGCAAGAGAAUGUUGCGGAUAUGCCUAUCGCCAUCGCAGCUUACACCAUGGAUUUGGUUGAUGGCAACGUGGUGGUGAAGGAUGCUUUAGAUAAACACGAGGAGGACAUGGCGGCUUUAGUGACGGAAGCUGAUAAGCUGAGGUUUGAGACGCUUAGGAAGAUCGUGGAGGUUGUUACACCGGUUCAAGCGGCGGAGUUUUUGCUCGCCGGGAAAAGACUACACGUGUCGUUGCACGAGUGGGGAAGAGUAAGAGAAGAGGGACGUUUUGGGUGUGCACGUGCUGAGGAUGCUACCGCCGCAGGAGGUGGAACCGGGAAGUCAAAGAGAUCAGCCACUUGUUAAUGUGAGCGUGCAUGAGUUUAAGUUGAAUGUAUAAUCUUGUGUAAUAUUUGUCCAAGUAGAGAUAAGAAAAAAAAAAAAAAAAGAGAUAAGAACAUGUUAAGUGUCUUGUAAUAUGCGGCGCAGUUAGGAGAUGAUGCAAGCAUAAGCUUUUGCUUUUGUUUUAUAGCACAAUGAAUAACAAAAGCUGCAAAAUAUCAAGAGACGUUCUUUUUUUUUUGUAUGAAUACAAAGUAAAUUGUUAUGGGUUCACUA